Molecule: messenger RNA, 9993 nt
Organism: Mizuhopecten yessoensis (Yesso scallop)
Lineage: Eukaryota; Metazoa; Mollusca; Bivalvia; Pectinida; Pectinidae
Product: ubiquitin carboxyl-terminal hydrolase 47-like
Exons: 32
Coding region: 50-4432 (1460 amino acids)
Biological process (GO): protein deubiquitination
Cellular component (GO): nucleus; cytosol
Molecular function (GO): cysteine-type deubiquitinase activity; cysteine-type endopeptidase activity
Source: RefSeq, a predicted model, not a curated record
CCAGUUCAGAAGAUAUGGUGAAAUAGAGUCAGCUUAAAUACCAUUGAAGAUGGUAACUGGAGAAAACACCCAAGUCGUUCCCAUAGAGAAUGUGUGUGUGGCAGAUGAGCAGAAGUUCCUUUGCGUCGUCCGUGAUAUGGUCGAUGUUAAUUGUGCAGCCAUCAAGCACACGUUCAACCUGCCAGCAUCAACCUCUGUGGCAAGACUAAUUUCGGACCUAGCAGAGAAAUUUGCCUAUUUAGCAGAGACAAUUUCGAUCCACUAUGAAAAACAAAUUGGAUCAGAAACAGAGGAGAUACAAUUGGAGCAUUACCUGAACAGGUCUUUGUCUGACAUAUGUGUAGCAGGAGUAAGACGCCAUGACUUCACCAUCUGUGACCGAGAAGGAGUUACUGCAAAGAAAGUGGAAGCUUCACCACCGCAACAGUACAUUGCAACAUGUGCCACAGAGGCAGAGGCAGAUACGGCCGGCUCCUCAGAUGUGGUGGCAUCCUCUUCAGGCUACUACACUGGUGGUGCAAGUGGCACUAGUUCUGGUGAUGUUUAUACGUUCUCAACCUACUCAGACAGUUCCUACAGUUACUCUGCUGCUGUUAUGAAGUCUGACACAGGCUAUGUAGGACUUGUAAACCAAGCGAUGACAUGCUACCUCAACAGCUUACUGCAGACACUGUUUAUGACCCCAGAAUUCCGGAAUGCUUUAUACAGGUGGGAAUAUGAUGGAGCGCAUAAAGAAUCAGAAAAGAAUAUUCCGUACCAGCUACAAAAAUUAUAUCUACAAUUACAGACAAGUCAAAAGCGAGCUGCGGAAACAACAGAUCUAACCAAAAGUUUUGGUUGGGAUAGCAGUGAAGUUUGGCAACAACACGAUGUACAGGAGCUUUGUAGAGUGAUGUUUGAUGCAUUAGAACUGAAGUGGAGAAAUACAAAACAAGCCAACCUUAUCAACCACCUUUAUCAGGGAAAGAUGAAAGAUUACGUCAAAUGUCUGGAGUGUGGUAAUGAGAGUGCCCGUGUGGACUCCUACCUGGAUAUUCCCCUUGUCAUACGGCCGUUUGGUGCAACCACAGCCUAUGGUAGUGUUGAAGAGGCAUUGAACGCGUUUGUCCAGCCUGAAACACUAGAUGGAAGUAACCAGUACUUUUGUGAAAAGUGUAACAAAAAAUGUGAUGCUCAUAAGGGCCUCAAAUUCCAGUCCUUUCCAUACCUCCUAACACUGCAGUUAAAGCGUUUCGACUUUGACUACUCAACAAUGCACAGGAUCAAACUGAAUGAUAGAAUGACUUUCCAGGAGGUGUUAAAUUUGAACCACAUGGUAGACCACAAAAAUAAAGAUGAAGAGGACAUGAUGUCGUCAACUGUUGGAGGAAAGGUAUCAGAUGGACCUCUGGAGGACAGCAGUGACGAAGGCAUUGAUGUAGGAGCUGAGAGUGAGUUGGGGGCCUCAGCGAUCCAGUCACCCUCUGAUGACCAACAAAGUCUUUCAAGUGAAGCUGCUGCCAACACUAAAAACGCCAAGGAGUCUGAGUGCACGGGGCCGUACGUGUAUGAGCUAUUUUCCAUCAUGAUCCACUCAGGCAGUGCAGCAGGUGGACACUACUAUGCCUACAUUAAGUCGUUUGUGGAUGGGCAGUGGUACAGCUUUAACGACCAGCAUGUCUCCAAGAUUGGAUAUGACGAGAUUACAAAGAUAUAUGGAGGUGCCUCUGUGUCAAGAGGUUACUACUCGGCCACAUAUAGCAGUUCUACGAAUGCCUACAUGCUGAUGUAUCGUCAAAUUGAUAAACAGAGAAAUGCUGAUUUUAUACAACCAGAUAACUUCCCAGAGCAUAUUAGCCAACAACUUCAGCGACUCAAGGAUAAAGAUGAGGCAGAACAACGCCAAAAAGAACUUGACAAGUCUACCUGCAAGAUAAAAACAUUCUGCUACCAUCCAGUAUUGAAGAAGAAACAAGAACAGCGACUAGAAGUUCACAAAGACAAGACAUUGGCUGAAGCUAUGGAGAUGGUGUACAAACUAUUUGACUUACGGAGUGCUCUGCCCCUUGACUGUUGUCGCCUGGUGAAGUACGAUGAAUACCAAGAUACACUUGAGCGCUCGUUUGAAGGAGAGGAGGAUGUUCCAAUUGGCCAACUUUUGGGAGGUGUCAAACAGACAUACAACUUUGACCUUCUCCUGGAGACUAAGAGACCAGAACAGCAGUUUCACGAGUACAAACCUGGUGGGGUCACAGUGAAGGUGUUUGUGGUGGACAUGGAUUUGGAGACUAUACAGGAGCCCAUCAGUGUCCGGGCCUACAAUCCACAGUCUGUAGCUGAAUUUAAGGAAAUUGUUUCUGAGGUGCUGGACGUACCCGUCACAAAUAUGAGGUGUGUUUUGGAGCGGUUCCACAAUGAUCUCAGAUACCUAUGGAUGCCACACAAAACCCUGAAGGCCGAAGGCUUCUUCAAGAGUAAUAAGGUUUACAUUGAGUACUCGGGAUCAGAAGACCCAAGUACAGAACAUUUUGUCAACAGUCGUUUCUACAAUCUGUUGGAUCGCCAUCAGAACACCAUCAGGAUACAUGUCAGCUUGCCAUCCGUCUCUGAUGUACAUGAGUUCAUAAAGAUCAGCCGAAGGCAUUCUCACCUUAUGGAGAGAGCUAUAAGUGGGGGGUCUGCCACCAAAAGUCUGGAGAACCUGGCAGGAGACGUGGUAAAAUCUAAAUACACGGGAGGCCACGAUCCCUUGGAAAUUGACGAAGGCAUCAGUGACCGUGGUAGUGAUAGUGAAGUAGACUUCAGGGUGAAAUCCCUUACCUUAAAACAGUCAAAAAGUGAUCCCUCCAUCUACCACAACUGUUGUCAAGUAGAUCAGCAGUAUGUACCACCAGGUCCAAUCUCUGGUCAAGUUCGGACACUAAGUCUAACAGAGCCAGGGUCAGAAGCUCGGGCGUGCAGUCCCAUAAUGGGGCAGAGUAUAGAAACAGGGCCAAGCACAAGGCUAAGCCCCACAGUGUCUGAGGGUCGGACUAGUAGCCCGGUCAACGGGCAGAGUAUAGAAACAGGGCCAAGCACAAGGCUAAGCCCCACAAUGUCUGAGGGUCGGACUAGUAGCCCGGUCAACGGGCAGAGCAACAGUAGUCAGGACACCAGUACUAGUGCAGAGUUCAGUCUCAACACAAACUUUAGUUCAGUGGCGGAGUUUGACUGUGGGCGUGAAGCCGUGGAGCACAGUAACAGUGACUCGGAACAGGUGGAGCCUCCGUCACCAGGUGAACGCACCAUCAGUGAUAUAGACUUCAAAAAAGAACAUGGUGAUGAUGUGUGUGGUGCCACAGAGAACUGGGAUUCGGAAACAUUGGAUGUUAACCAGUCUGACGAAACACCAGAUGUGAUGGUUGUCCAUGAGGAAAACAUCAGGCGAUACUUCUGUGUUGUCAGUCAGGAGGAGGACAUACUAACAAAACAAAGGCAUCUGACAGUGCGAGUGGAUAAGAGAAUAACAUUAGGAGCAUUUAAAAAAGAGCUAGAACCAUACGUCCAAACAACAGUAGACAAUUUCAAGGUGUACAGGGUAUACUCUAAUAAUCAAGAGUUUGAAAGUAUUCGACUAUCAGAAACAAUGAGUUUCUUUGAAGAUGGAAAGCUAAAUAUCAAACUAGGACGGGCUCUGAAGCCAGGAGAAUACAGAGUGAAGGUGUAUCAGCUACAGAUCAAUGAAGCCGAGCCCAGUAAAUUCUUGAUAGACACAAUAUUUGCCAAAGGAAUGUCAGUGCUGGAAUCCAAGAAGUUGAUAAUCCCUGAGAUUAAAGAACAGUGCAAUAUUGACCUCCCACUGGACAGAUGUCGUCUGCGUAAAAAGACAUGGAAGAACCCUGGGACAGUGUACACAGAUGCCCAAGUAUAUGAGGAUGAUUUGCCUAUCUUUGCCAACUGGGAGGUCUUCUUACAAAUACUAGAUGGCCCAGAGUUAAUGGUAUCUACAUCACAACUGUCAAUAUUUGUGCGAAGAUGGAAACCAUCAGCCUUUGAGUUCGGUCCCUUUGAGGAAAUUAUACUGUGUCAGCAAACGCUUGAAGAGCUUAAGGAGAAGCUGUCGGAGGUCAGUGGGAUCGCCCAGGAAAAUGUGGAGUAUGCUAAGGGGCGUGGCACAUUCCCGUGUGAUAUCUCAUUACUGGAGGUCCAUACAGACCUUGACUGGAACCCCUACGUCACCACCCUCAAUUCCUGGCCACUCUAUAUCUGUGAUGACGGCAACGUCCUAUACUACAGAGACAAGAAUGAGAAACUGAUGAAGCUGUCGGAUGACAGGAGAAAGGAAUUACAAAACAAAGAAAAUGCCAGGUUGUCGAGGAGUACUGGUAAGAGCACGUAUUCCCCACGAAAGGAAAAAGCGCUGAAAAUCUACACAGACGACCCCCCAGUCAAGCAGUCCCAGGAUCUAGACUGAAGGGUAUUUUGAUUAUGCACACAAUCCCAGGAUUUCGACUGACUUGUGUCAUUUUUAAAACACAAAAUGACACUUUAGUCAAAGCACUUGGAUCAAGUGCUUUUCAAUCUUAAACACACAACAUGGCACUCCAGGAUCCAGAUUGAAUGAUGAUGUUAUUCCAAUCCCAGGAUCCAGAUUGAAUGAUGAUGUUAUUCCAAUCCCAGGAUCCAGAUUGAAUGCUGUCCUUAUCUAAAAGAACAAACAACACUAAAGUUCAAGGUUAAUAAAUGAAUGGUGUCACAACUCCUAUCCCAGAAUUUAGACUUAAUAGUGUUGUUAAAAGACUUAGCUCCAGUCCCAGGAUUUAGACUGGUGUUAACACAAAUAAUCCCAGUCUGGACUGGAUCCUGUCAUUAUUAAACACUAACGACACUCAAGUCCCAAAGUUUAGACUAAAUGCUUAUCUUAACCUUAAAGACACUCCAAUCCUAGGAUCUAGACUGAACUAGAAUAAUUAAACUGUGAUUAGACAACGGUUAAUUUGAUAUUUCUGUAAUUUGAUGUUCCAAAAUUUAGCUGAAAGGAAAAAAUGGAUAUGCUGAAUAUUGAUGCCUUGUUAGCUGUUUGGAAUUUUUGAAAUUAUGGCCAAAUGUAUCCAUAUAAAUAUGUUUUUUAUUGAUGAUAAUGUAUAAUAUUAAAGUUAAACAUGCUCUACUCAGAAAGUGUUGUAAAAGAAUUGUCAAUGACCUGUACACUAUGGCUGGAAUGUGUAUAUUAUGCUUGUGAGGAGUGUGAAUGGAAAUGUUGCAUUUGUAAGAUGUACAAAGAUAUUGUUUGAGAGGCUGAAGGUAUGUGGAAGGUAUUUCAACCAUGUGUGUAUACAUACAUAUGUAGAUGUGUGAUAAGAAGCAAAUUUAAGUCUUUCAAAAGAUGAUAUAAUUCAUUUGUCAGAGUGUUGCAUGUUUACCAUUUAUCGCUGAUUGCUUCAUUGGAGUUGUAUCAUUGUGUUUCAGUUUUACCAACUUUUGUAUGUAAGUCAUUGUUGUCAGGAGUGAUACAAAAUGUAUAUAGUUUACAAAAUUAUAUACCCAUAAUUUAGAAUCAUCAGGGAACAUGAACUAUUUAUUUUCAUAUUGAAUAUAUGUAUCAGAAUUAUUAUUUUUUUUCUUGGAAAACAUUCUGACUUGUUUUUAUUUGAUUUCAUCAGAUUAGAUAUAACAAUGGAUGUAAUAUACCUUUAAUAGGUUUUAUAUCAAUUUAUCUUUGUUUCUCAGUGUUCCAUAGUUGUAGUGCAAUUUCAUCUUUCCAAGAAAACAAUUGAAGGAAAAAUUUGUCUUUAUUAAAUUUUCAUCAUGCAUUCUAUGAUGUUUAGGUGUAUGAUUAUAUUUUCAGUAUACCAUAUUGAAAGUUAAAAGCUUUAGGGUUUUAGGGUAAAAUAUUUUCUUAAUUAUGGAAAACAAAUAUAAAUGAUACCUAAUACCAAAAUGAAAUAAGGAUUUCAGUUUACACCAUGUAUCAAAGGAUUAAAUUUUUCAUGUCCGAUCAUAAAAUUAUAACUGAAUCAAUUGAUCGGUAGUUCUAGGAGUAAGUUUUAUAAGCUGUGAUAAAUUGUAAAAGAUGUUUAAUACAGAAAAUCCAUGCAUUUUUUUUCAUGCAUAAAUGUGACAUGAACUUUCCAACACAGACCUUUAUCUGUGGACAGUGUAAUAGUCUUCGAUACCAGACACAUUACAACUGUGGUUUGUGUUAUUAAUCUGUACAUUUUCUUUUUCACAUCUUUUAAACAACUUUGUAAAAGAUACUUCCCGAUCUUCCAGAUCUCAAAUGUUGUUUAUUUCCCGGUAUCUUACGUGUCAAUUAGCGCUGGAAUGACUUUUUCACCAAGAAAUGUUUUCAGAGGCAUCUGUGAGCUGAGGGAUCAAGGAAUUGGUCAAUGCAUAGUUAAAAACUGGUUUUGAAUAUUAGUUCUGUAAACAGUUCUGUUACAUAAUAGUCUAUGUCUUUUAAAUGUGUCAAAGUAGUAAUAUAAUAUAUCAGAUUGUAAAAUGAAUGUAUUUUUGAAGAUUCCUGGAAAAUAUCUGUUAAAUAAAAAAUAACCCGGAAUUGAAGACAAUAACAAUCUGUUAGAUGUGAUGAUUAUGAAAUGUAUUAUCCCCCAAAAUUGCUUCCAACUACUUUUAGUUCAAUCUGUUUGAAUGUGUGUCACUAGAAUCACUGAAUACAUUUAAAACUGAUGAUACAUACUACUGUUUCUUACGGAGUAAUGGGAGAUAUGUUACUCAAUUUAUUUGUUCAAACUUGGCUAAAGUUCAAAGUGAAAUGUACAUUCAAUAAAGUUUCUGUAGUGCAUGCUAAAAUUGUUGCUUGAAUAGAUCCUCACCUGACAUUUGCAUUUCUAAUGCCUCAUCAAAUUAUUGUCUUUUGUCAAAUAUCAAUAUUUGAAACAUCCUUUCAGCAUGCAUCACUAACAGGAGUCAUUGUAUUCAUGUCUAGGUCCCAUAUACUGGACAAGUUGUCGGGUGAAUUGUUGAAUUUUCGUUUGUAAAAUGAAUCGUUUCCAUUGGUACAAAAAUUAAAUGUAUUCCAUUAUCAGGUUGAUACUGCUAGAGCUGUUCCAUAUUUAUAUAUAUUGUUCUGACUUAGUUUAACCCACAAAAUGGAAGCUCUUUAAACCCAUUGUGAUAGUGUCGACCACCCUGUUGUCUGUUGAUAGUGGUAUGUACUUGUGUGUGAUCUCUUUUGGUAAUUAUUAAAUAUAAUUUCUUUUUUGAAAGUUAUACAGGAUUUGUAUGCACGCUGCAAUUUCAUAAGUUACUUAACUAAGUAUUUUGUUCCUUAUCUUCAAUUUCCCCUAAGGGGAAACAUCACUUAAAAUAAGGAAUAAUUUCAAACUUAAGCUAGGGAACGUUUAUGAAAUUGGGGCCUGAUCUAUUUCUCUUCACACAGGCAGAUAAAAGGAUAACACAUAUCGUCGGAUCGUCGAAUCGACAUCAUAUUUUCUAUUAAAAUUUGUUUCAUAAUUUUACAUGUUCAGAAGUCCAGGAAAUUCUAAGCAAGUGCAAUCAUUGCUUCCAUGUGGUUCAACUUUGUGUGCGUCAUUUAUUUGAGUUGGCACCAAUGGAUUAGGGUAAUAGAUAAUUUUCAGUAUUUAAAGGUGGCUGCUGUUUUGAAUGGUUAAGACAGUCAUUGGCUUCAUUCAUGUAUCGUGCCAUGAAAGUAGAUUUUUCGAAACAAUAGACUUGAACACUCUUUUUAGUCUACAGGAUAUGCUUCAAGAACUUGAUCAGUUGACAUGUUUUGUAAGGUGGAAUGUUUCCAACAUCCUUGAAGCCAAGAACACCCUUCAAGGACGACAUAAGGUCAAUCUUCAAGGAUGGCAUCAGUCAACAGAUUUUGUAUCGAGAUUAAUCCCAAUAUCCUUCAAGGACUGUAUCAGAAGACUGGUAUUUGCUGAAAAUUAUUGUCAUGGUAGAACUAUUCAAGCUUGUUUUCUGCCCUCUUUUGAACACAUGCUAGAGCUGGUAUUUAAAAGACCAUUUAGAUUAGGAAAUAGCGUAACUGGUAGGUACAUCAUGCCUUUACCAUUGAUAUGAUAAUCUCAUUCUGAGGUAUUGUAAACCUAUUUGGUAACUAUAUCACCUUGUCUUUGUCAUUAAGAUAAACCUAGAUAAGGAGUCAGUUCCAGAUGAUAUAUAGUACCGUAUAUCGGGAAAUGUUCACCCUGGUAUAACUUACUCCUUUUUCACACUCCAUGAUGAAGGAAAAUUUAUCACGACAGUGAAAAUAACUACACAACAUACUAUACAUACUAUACAUAACUUGUGGAGGGUGAAAUUGACAGAUUCUACCAGUGAAGAUCAAACAUGAUAGUUUCCUGGUAUAGAGUAACUAGCAGGAUACAUCUUCUGUAUUCUGGAUCAGACAUGGUUAGUUUCCCGGUAUAGAGUAACUAGCAGGAGGCAUCUUUUGUAUUCUGGAUCAGACAUGGUUAGUUUCCCGGUAUAAAGUAACUAGCAGGAGGCAUCUUCUGUAUUCUAGAUCAGACAUGUUUCCCGGUAUAGAGUUACUAGUAGAAUACAUCUUCUGUAUUCUGGAUUAGACAUGGUUAGUGUCCUGGUAUAGAGUAACUAGCAGGAGGCAUCUUUUGUAUUCUGGAUCAGACAUGGUUAGUUUCCCGGUAUAAAGUAACUAGCAGGAGGCAUCUUCUGUAUUCUAGAUCAGACAUGUUUCCCGGUAUAGAGUUACUAGUAGAAUACAUCUUCUGUAUUCUGGAUUAGACAUGGUUAGUUUCCUGGUAUAGAGUAACUAGCAGGAGGCAUCUUUUGUAUUCUGGAUCAGACAUGGUUAGUUUCCUGGUAUAGAGCAACUAGCAGGAGGCAUCUUCUGUAUUCUGGAUCAGACCUGGUUAGUUUCCUGGUAUAGAGUAACUAGCAGGAUUCAUCUUCUGUAUUCUGGAUCAGACAUGGUUAGUUUCCCGGUAUAGAGUAACUAGCAGGAGGCAUCUUUUGUAUUCUGGAUCAGACAUGGUUAGUUUCCCGGUAUAAAGUAACUAGCAGGAGGCAUCUUCUGUAUUCUAGAUCAGACAUGUUUCCCGGUAUAGAGUUACUAGUAGAAUACAUCUUCUGUAUUCUGGAUUAGACAUGGUUAGUUUCCUGGUAUAGAGUAACUAGCAGGAUACAUCUUCUGUAUUCUGGAUCAGACAUGGUUAGUUUCCCGGUAUAGAGUAACUAGCAGGAGGCAUCUUUUGUAUUCUGGAUCAGACAUGGUUAGUUUCCCGGUAUAGAGUAACUAGCAGGAGGCAUCUUUUGUAUUCUGGAUCAGACAUGGUUAGUUUCCCGGUAUAAAGUAACUAGCAGGAGGCAUCUUCUGUAUUCUCGAUCAGACAUGGUUAGUUUCCUGGUAUAGAGUAACUAGCAGGAGGCAUCUUCUGUAUUCUAGAUCAGACAUGUUUCCCGGUAUAGAGUUACUAGUAGAAUACAUCUUCUGUAUUCUGGAUCAGACAUGGUUAGUUUCCUGGGAUAGAGUAACUAGCAGGAGGCAUCUUCUGUAUUCUGUAUCAGACAUGGUUAGUUUCCCGGUAUAGAGUAACUAGCAGGAGGCAUCUUCUGUAUCAGACAUGGUUUGGUCAUGAUUGCGUAGAAUUAAGUAUUAAAAUUAUGUAUAGAAUUACAGAAACCUGUGGCUCAUUGCUGCUAGGUUAAACUCUGCUUUCAGACUUCCCUGUCACUGAGAUGGGAGUGCAUUUACCUGGUUUAGGAGUGUUAUUGAACUUAUUCAUCUCUUUGUUGAAACAGGUGCUUUGCAAAUGCUUUUGUUAACUGAAUAUUUUAUUUCAUUCUGUUCAUAAGCAUGCAAAAUAUCUGAAAUGCUAAUUAUGUGUCUAGAGAUUGUGCAUCUGUACCUGUGGUAUAUAAAAUGUGUGGCGCUCAAAGUGUGACAGAUAGCUGUAAAAUUAUUUUAUCUAUUAUAUGAUGAUAGUUUCAUUUCAUGUGAUCCAAGUGCUGCAACAAAAGAAGUACUGCAACCACAUUCAUUAUACAUGUACUGCAAUGAUUUUUCAAUAAAAGAAUACAAAGAGU